This is a messenger RNA of Kluyveromyces marxianus DMKU3-1042, 1620 nucleotides long. RefSeq names its product glutamyl-tRNA(Gln) amidotransferase subunit PET112 (gene PET112). Gene Ontology annotation, biological process: glutaminyl-tRNAGln biosynthesis via transamidation; mitochondrial translation. Gene Ontology annotation, molecular function: glutaminyl-tRNA synthase (glutamine-hydrolyzing) activity. The coding region runs from base 1 to 1620 and encodes 539 amino acids. Lineage: Eukaryota; Fungi; Ascomycota; Saccharomycetes; Saccharomycetales; Saccharomycetaceae. The transcript has a single exon. The record is from RefSeq and is a predicted model, not a curated record.
AUGCUGUCAUUCAAAAGAGACUACACAACUAGGGCUAUUACUUCAAAAUUUAAGCUUUUACCCGAAUAUAAACUCAAAUGCGGACUUGAAAUUCAUACCCAAUUGAGUACUAUCAAUAAGCUAUUCUCAUUAUCCACAAACAACCCUUUUGCUGAUAUUGAGAAGCCCAACUAUCAUACUUCAUAUUUUGACAUUUCUCUUCCAGGAACACAGCCGCUUUUAAACUACGAGGUUGUGCUAUAUGCGCUAAGGUUAUCUUUAGCAUUGAAUUGCAAAGUAAAUCUAAAUUCGCAUUUUGACCGAAAACAUUACUUCUAUGGAGAUCAACCUUUGGGGUAUCAAAUUACUCAACAUUACAGUCCCUUUUCUAGCGCUGGGAAACUGCGAUUGUUCAAAGAGCUUGAUGCCAUCGAUGAACCAUUUAAGGAUAUCGCAAUUACACAAUUGCAGAUUGAACAAGAUACCGGUAAGUCAACAUACGAUGCAACAGACUCAAUGACCAAGAUUGAUUUGAACAGAUCCAAUGUUCCAUUGAUAGAGAUGGUUACAGAACCUGAUUUUACAGAUCUCAAGCAGAUUAGAGCUUUUAUUAAGAAAUACCAAAAUCUUGUCAGACAUCUAAAAAUCUCAACUGGUGAUCUAGAAACAGGUGCAAUGAGAGUGGAUGUCAAUCUUUCAAUUAAUGAUCAUGCCCGUGUUGAGCUAAAGAAUUUACCAAAUACUAGCUCUAUCAACAAUGCUAUAAAAUAUGAGUACAUGAGACAGGUAAAAUUGAUACAAAACGGCGAAGGCAAUAAACUAAACCACCCAGAGACCAGAGGAUGGACAGGCUCAGAGACUGUCAAACUUAGAAGCAAGGAGAGUGUCAUUGACUAUAGGUAUAUGCCUGAUCCAGAACUACCAAAUAUCAGUUUAGAUAAUGGUGUCGUUGAUGACGUGCAGAAGACUUUACCAUUAUCUCCUGAUGAUAUUUGCAAUAGCUUGCUUCAUGAACCUUAUAAACUAUCGUUAAAAGAUGCAAAAAUCUUAACCUUCAACAGUAAUGGAAGAGACGAUUUAUACUCGAAUGAAGAAUUAAGAGACUAUUAUUUGGAAACUUUUAAGGCAUACAAAGUGUUAUGUGAUAAACAAAAUAUACAGUUCGUACGAAAAUUACCAGCUAACUGGAUCAUCCAUGAAUUAUUGGGAAAUAUGAACAAACUGGAGGUCCCAUUAAAAAAUCUACGCUGUAUUUUACCCCCAGAAAAAUUUGCUGACUUACUUGUGUUGAUUUCAGAUCAAACACUCAGUAACUCUAGCGGGAAACUUUUACUAUCACAUAUCUUAAACAAUUUCAAAGAGAAUCCACACGAUCUAAACAAAAAUAUAGAUUUCGAAGCAUUAAUUGACGAAUAUGACCUUCACGCAGUUUCAAAUGUAAAUGAUGAAGAACUCGAAGCCAUAUGCCGUCAAAUUACUAAUGAGCUUAAUAAUGAUAAGAUGAUUAGAGACAUUGUUUCCGGAAAAAAGAAGGGCUCACUAAAAUUCCUUGUUGGACAAGGAAUGAGGUUAUCACAAGGUAGAGUGAGUGCCCAAAAGUUUGAGCAAACAUUUAAGAAGAUUCUAAAUGUAAACUGGUGA